This is a messenger RNA of Juglans microcarpa x Juglans regia, 3240 nucleotides long. Its product is annotated as putative leucine-rich repeat receptor-like serine/threonine-protein kinase At2g24130. Gene Ontology annotation, biological process: hormone-mediated signaling pathway; protein phosphorylation. Bases 160 to 3156 code for a protein of 998 amino acids. The record is from RefSeq and is a predicted model, not a curated record. Gene Ontology annotation, molecular function: ATP binding; protein binding; protein kinase activity. Gene Ontology annotation, cellular component: plasma membrane. NCBI's taxonomy places the organism in Eukaryota, Viridiplantae, Streptophyta, Magnoliopsida, Fagales, Juglandaceae. The transcript has 2 exons.
ACUUCCCUCCUAUUCCCUGAACCACCUCUGCUCCUCCCAGCCUCCAGUUGCCAAUUCUUCUGCUAAUUCCAUAAGCAGAUUAUGAUAUGAAGCAGUGUGCAGGAAGGAAAAAAAUAGAGGAGACUUCCUUAAAAGGUAAUAUUAUCAGGCACUUCCAACAUGCCCAUCUCAAAAUUCUUCAUAAAAUCCUUGUUUCUCCUGUUACUACAACAUUUGACUUUGUCUUCUGAUAAUAGAAUCUUAGGCCAUCACUAUCCCCCUCAUCACUCUUUGAUUUCAGAUAAGGUUGCUCUGUUGGCAUUCAAAAAGACCAUAAUACUCGAUCCAAAUUCCACCCUUGCAAACUGGGAUGAGGCCGUUGAGGUGUGCAACUUCACAGGUGUGAGAUGUAACAAACACCAUCACCGUGUAUCAGAACUCGUACUGGAAGAUACUGAACUUGUAGGGAAGCUUUCAUCCUUCAUUUCCAAUCUCACCGGCCUUCGUAUCUUAACAAUUGUCGGCAAUCACUUCUCGGGCAACAUUCCACCUGAACUUUCCUCCCUUAGACGUCUCCGCAGUCUCAUGCUUGAGAGGAACAAUCUACAUGGUUCAAUACCAUCCUCCUUUGCCCUUCCAUCCGAACUUGAGGUACUACAAAUUUUCCAAAACAAUAUAAGCGGUAAACUUUCACCAGUCCUCUUCUCCAAUUGCUCUUCGUUGCAAAACAUAGAUUUGUCCGAAAACUUCCUCACAGGCCCAAUUCCGGAAGAUAUUGGAAACUGUUCACGUCUAUGGAACCUCUAUUUGUACAAUAACAAUUUUACUGGACAACUUCCUUUCUCUUUAACCAAUCUUAAGUUAUCCGAACUAGAUGUGGAGAAUAAUCUUCUCUCUGGCGUACUGCCUUCAGAGAUUGUGAGGAACCUACCUGAACUUGAAUAUCUUCAUUUAUCAUAUAAUAAUAUGGAAAGUCACGAUGACAACACCAAUCUUGUUCCAUUCUUCAAUGCCCUUGGAAACUGCACUCAUCUAAAGGAGAUUGAACUCUUUGGCAUUGGCCUCGGGGGGCAGUUGCCUAGUUCCAUUGGCCAACUUGGUGUCAAUCUAACAGCUCUGUCACUACAAGAAAACAAAAUCUUUGGAUCAAUUCCUCUGGAGUUGGCAAAUCUUUCAAAGCUUGAAAACCUGAACUUGGCAUUCAAUCUUCUAAGUGGAAUCAAAGCAGAAGAGAUAGGUCGAUUGUCAAGAUUGGAACAACUUUUGGUGUCACAUAACGUCUUCACCGGUGCAAUUCCUUCAAACCUAACCAAGCUUGCUCACCUGGGUCUGCUAGACCUAUCACACAAUAGGUUCUCUGGUGAAAUCCCCGCUAGUUUAGGAAAUUUGGUUCGAUUAACUUCUCUGUUUCUGAACAACAACCUUCUUUCAGGAGCAAUACCUCCAACUUUGGGAAACUGCACAAAUAUUUACAAGCUUGAUUUAUCACAUAACAGAUUGACAGGCAACAUCCCUCCAGUGGUUGCAAGUAUGCGUGAGAUCAGAAUUUUUAUAAAUCUUUCACAUAAUCAUCUUGAAGGGCCUUUGCCAAUCGAGCUUAGCACGUUGCAAAAUGUGCAAGAGAUGGAUCUCUCGUCCAACAGAUUUACAGGAAGUAUCUUCUCUCAGAUAUCGAGCUGCAUUUCAUUGAUGAAGAUCAAUUUCUCAAACAACUCUCUUGAAGAGAAUCUUCCAGAAUCCAUAGGGAAAUUAAGAUACCUGGAGUCUCUUGACGUUUCACGAAACCACUUAUCUGGGACAAUCCCAAAAAGCCUCAAUAAUAUUCAAUCACUAACCUUUAUAAAUCUCUCCUAUAACAACUUCGAAGGAAUGAUUCCUACAGGUGGAAUCUUCGACACAGUAACAUCUAUGUCAUUCUUGGAGAAUCGCCAACUCUGUAGAAAUAUUUCUGGCAAACUUAUUGGCAUCCCAAUUUGCAGUAGAAAUAAUUUGUUUCAUUCGACUGUGUUCUUGAUUAUAUUUGUCCUAGUGAUAUUCAUAUCCGUAUUUUUAUCCACUAUAUGUUGUGUGAUUGGGAUUCGGCGCAUUAGAGCGAUUAUUCACACUCGGACAACUGAAACAGUCAGAAAACCAACUCCAGUAGAACCGAUCCACAAUUUCCCAAGAAUUACCUAUAAAGAACUAUCAGAUGCAACUGCAGGCUUCGAUGGUCAGAGACUAGUUGGGUCAGGUAGCUAUGGACGUGUCUAUAGGGGAGUUCUUCCAGAUGGAACAACAAUUGCAGUUAAGGUGUUACAUGUGCAAUCUGGAAACUCAACAAAGAGCUUUAGCCGAGAGUGUCAAGUCUUAAAGAGGAUCCGUCACAGGAACCUGAUAAGGAUUAUCACAGCAUGCAGUUUACCUGAUUUUAAGGCUCUUGUUCUUCCUUACAUGGCCAAUGGGAGCUUGGAUAGCUAUCUUUAUCCGCACUCAGACACAGGUUUGGUUUCAGGUUCUUCAGAUUUGAGUCUUCUCCAGAGAUUGAACAUUUGCAGUGAUAUUGCUGAAGGGAUGGCCUAUUUGCAUCAUCACUCUCCAGUCAGAGUCAUACACUGUGAUCUAAAACCAAGUAAUAUUCUUCUCAACGAUGAAAUGACAGCUCUAGUAUCUGAUUUUGGGAUCGCGAAGUUGGUUAUGACAGCAGGAGGGGGAAAUAGUGGAGCUGUUGAAACGGAAAACUCUACUGCAAAUAUGUUCCAUGGAUCUGUUGGAUACAUUGCACCAGAGUAUGGGUUUGGAUCUACUGCAUCCACAAAAGGCGAUGUCUACAGCUUUGGCAUUAUUGUGCUUGAGAUGGUAACUAGAAGAAGACCAACAGAUGACAUGUUUGUUGGCGGGCUAAGUCUGCACAAAUGGGUGAAGAGUCACUUCCAUGAAAGGGUGGAAAGAGUGAUAGACACUUCUUUGGUGAGAGCAUCAAGAGAUCAAGCCCCUGAAGUGAAGAAAAUGUGGGAAGUUGCAAUUGGUGAGUUAAUUGAACUAGGUAUCCUUUGCACACAGGAUUCCCCAUCUACUAGACCUACAAUGCUUGAUGCAGCCGAUGACUUAGAUCGGCUCAAGAGAUACCUUGGAGGGGAUACUACAGUAACCUUCACCUCUUCUCUUGGAAUUUCAUCUUCCGCUCUAAGCGAUGACUAACAGUUUAUCCUAUUGUUGUACAUGCAUCAAAAUGCUAUCUAAUUCAUAUUAAUGGUAAAAUCUUAAUGAGGAUAUAAAUUGUAA